Messenger RNA from Penicillium paradoxum, 570 nucleotides. RefSeq lists its product as uncharacterized. The record is from RefSeq and is a predicted model, not a curated record. NCBI's taxonomy places the organism in Eukaryota, Fungi, Ascomycota, Eurotiomycetes, Eurotiales, Aspergillaceae. The transcript has 2 exons. Bases 1 to 570 code for a protein of 189 amino acids.
AUGGCUACACUCCUCACUACCAGCUGGGUGCAAGCCCUGACGCAGCAUCUAAAUACGCAAGACAUCACCUUUGGGGGCGUGGUGUCCUGGCGAACAGUCAAUGAAUGUUCCCUAAAUCGACCGGAUAAUGGGACCUACCUACUAGUACAUGCCAUUGUGCAUCGGGUCCGAGUCCGCCGAUAUCUGGGAGGUGGUCGUCAUGCCACUCUUGGUUUUUUUCAGCAAAUCUCCGACAACUGCACCAACUGGUCACCGAAUGCCUCGUUCUUCUCUUCUGUCGUCAAUCAUCAUGAUAUUGAAUACUUCGACAGCAUUUCCUUCGCUGGCUUUGAGGCUCUUGUUGAUUACGCCAAUCCUCAUCCUGGACCAGUCAGUCCAGCUCGCGUGGUGUCGUGCACUGGGACUGAGCAGACAUUUGUUGGACUCGUGGCUGAUGAAGAGCGGCUGGCGUUCUGGGAGGAGAGAUUAAAGGAAUUGGCUCUGGUCAUGGAGGAAACUGUGGCAAAAUCACAAGCUGCUACUCAAACCUUGCAUUGCUUUUGUAAUAUGUAUGUCUGCGAUCGAUCAUAA